Striga asiatica is the source of this 381-nucleotide messenger RNA. Lineage: Eukaryota; Viridiplantae; Streptophyta; Magnoliopsida; Lamiales; Orobanchaceae. The record is from the annotation of a GenBank genome assembly.
AUGAUGACCCCUGUCAACCCGAGUCUUGUGAACCGACUUUGGGCCAAGGUGGAGAAUGUUGACGCCGGAAUCGACCUCGCCCUGCCCGGGCUUCUCAGUCACAGAGAUCCGACCUUCAAAACUGGAGGCAUUAGUUUGUACCGUCUUAGAGUCGAUCUCCCACGUCGGACAACCUCUCCCUUUCCAAACCGAUUCAUUCAUCGGGGCCCUACCAGGCUGACCGCCGACCUCGAAACCCGACGUCGGUCGCUAAAGCCAAAAUUUUUCACCGUUGGGCCGACCUCCGACUUCCUACCUCAGUCGACGGGUCUCGAUCACACCUUCAUCACCAGCUUCAGCCAAUCAGUGCUCGAUUUCACUACAAUCAGCCCCGAAAAGUGA